ACGGUCAUAAUCUGAGGCUGGAGUAUCUGAAAAAAGGGCCAACCUGACACUGCAUUCCAGUCAGUCCGGCGACAGGUUAAUCAUCAUCUGCUGUAAAGUUGUCCUGCUGAAGAGCUGUGUGCUCGCAACAGGCACCAGCAAGAGGAAAACAGGAGAGAGAAGACAAAAGGACACAACAAAGACAUACGGCAAAAAUGAGGAAUAGACUGACCCAAGGACUGUGGAACUAUCGCACCAUCGUCCCUAUUGUCCUCACACCGCUGCUGCUGCUUCCGCUUCCUAUCGUCAUUGGAACAAAGGAGGCAGAAUGUGCAUUUGUGCUGCUGCUGAUGGCGACGUUUUGGGUGACAGAAGUGCUUCCUCUGUCCAUGACGGCCAUGCUGCCCGCCAUCCUCUUUCCCAUGUUUGGCAUCAUGACGUCUUCAGGAGUGGCAAAGACGUACUUUAAAGACUUCCACUUCCUUCUCAUAGGCGUCAUCUGCCUUGCCACGUCCAUCGAGAAGUGGGGUCUCCACCGCAGAAUUGCCCUGAGGCUUGUCACCAUGGUGGGUGUCAACCCUGCAUGGUUGAUGUUGGGCUUCAUGGGCGGCUGUGCCUUUCUCUCCAUGUGGGUCCAAAACACCUCGGCUGUGGCAAUGGUGAUGCCAAUCGUGGAGGCUGUUCUCCAGCAGAUUUUGAAGGCCAAGGAGGAAUAUACUGGUGAAGAAAACCCCGCCCUGCAGCUGGAUGAAAUGGACAACCAUAGUGAACAGAUGACAGAAACUGUGAGUGACACGAAGAGUUCCGUUGGUCCUGGUGAUUCCCUCACUUGUGUUCAGAUACAGCCGGUAUCGCAGCCUGCCACAACUCAGGCUGCAGCUGGCCCGCCCGUGGCUCCCAGCAGGAGUAAGCCUGACCUCAUGUUGUGUAAAGCCAUAUGCAUCAGCAUCGCAUACUCCUCCAACAUCGGCGGCAUCACCACGCUGCCAGGAACCUCGCCCAACCUCAUCUUCUCUGAGUACCUCAGCCAGACUUACCCAAACUGUAACUGCAUUAACUUCGGGAACUGGCUGCUUUUGUGCCUGCCCAUCAGUGUUAUCAUGCUGCUGCUGACAUGGGUGUGGCUGUACUGGCUCUUCAUUGGUUCAGACUUCAGCUUCCUGUGGCGAUGUCGAGGGGAGCAGUCUGAAAAGGAGAGGGCAGCAAGAAAAGUGAUAGAAAAUGAGUUCAAGUCACUGGGUCCCAUGAGCUCUCAGGAGAUCGUCACUGGGGUCGUUUUCUUGGUGAUGGUGUUGCUGUGGUUAACCAGAUCCCCGGGUUUCAUGCCGGGCUGGGCUUCUCUGUUCCCUGACCACUUAGGCUACAUCACUGAUGCCACCGUGGCUCUGCUGCUGGGUCUUCUCUUUUUCAUCAUACCUGCUUAUGGACCCUCCAGAAGAUACGAGGCCAUGAUCUCCUGGAAAGAAUUCCAGGCCUCAAUGCCGUGGACCGUGGCCCUGCUGGUCGGUGGCGGCUUUGCUCUUGCAGAAGGCGCCCAGGAAUCAGGCCUCUCUUUGUGGGUGGCCGAGCUGCUAACACCUCUGGGUAAUCUGCCAGUUUUGGCCACCAUCACCAUCGCCUGCAUCAUCGUCACCACGGUAACGGAGGUAGCCAGCAACGCCGCCACUAUCACCAUCUUCCUCCCCAUCCUCUCACCUCUGGCUGAAGCCAUCCACGUCAACCCACUCUAUGUGCUGAUCCCCACCACCCUGUGCACAUCCUUCUCCUUCCUGCUGCCAGUGUCCAACCCACCCAACGCCAUCGUGUUUGCCUAUGGACACAUUGACAUCAUGGACAUGGUGAAGGCGGGGCUUGGUGUCAACGUGAUUGGCGUCCUUGCUGUCCUUUUGGCUGUGGCAACAUGGGGCGUUCCAUUAUUCUCUCUGGAUGUCUACCCUGACUGGGCACCGGUCCAUCCUUCUUUUAACACCACAGCGCCUUGAAGAUUGGUUCCUAUGUGUGGUUCUAAAUUUGAGGCUCAGGGAAACUCGAGGGGCCUCACAUGUUUUUACUUAGUGAAAGCUGAGCAUAUAUUUGCAAGUGGUAGAGAGAAACCACCACUGCACAAACAUUUAGAAGCCCCUGUUUUAAGAGCAGUUGUCCUCUUAAAACAGGCUUUAUUUAACAUGUACAGUUUUUUUUCCCCCUAUGGUUGUGAGUGUUACUUUUAAACUUAAGGAUAAUGCUGGUGUUAGUUUUAAAUGGUCUUAUCUAUAAAUGAAAACUUGAUCUCUCUUAGUUUGCUGUGUCAUAAACGUCUUGUGUUUUCCAAACAUUAAAUUACGCAUUCCUUUAUCACCAUGAACACACACUAUAGUUAAUAUUUGGCUCGUUCUUCUGCCUCCAAGAGGCCAAGCUGAAAAAGGACAAAAAUAACAGCAAACUACUGCGUGUGCGUAUGCAUGCACAUGUGUAUAUUUAAACAUAUACUGUAUGAUACACAGUGAUUAAUGAUAAUUCUAUACAACAUGUAUAUGUCGUAUGAUUAAAAAUUGAACAAUU
Messenger RNA from Solea solea (common sole), 2520 nucleotides. RefSeq names its product solute carrier family 13 member 1 (gene slc13a1). Gene Ontology annotation, molecular function: sodium:sulfate symporter activity. The record is from RefSeq and is a predicted model, not a curated record. Gene Ontology annotation, biological process: monoatomic anion transmembrane transport. Lineage: Eukaryota; Metazoa; Chordata; Actinopteri; Pleuronectiformes; Soleidae. The transcript is spliced from 15 exons. Bases 195 to 1961 code for a protein of 588 amino acids. Gene Ontology annotation, cellular component: membrane.